AUGGAGCGGGUCAAUGAGACUGUGGUGAGAGAGUUCGUCUUCCUCGGCUUCUCAUCCCUGGCCAGGCUGCAGCAGUUGCUCUUUGUUACCUUCCUGCUCCUCUACCUGUUCACUCUGGGCACCAAUGCAAUCAUCCUUUCCACCAUUGUGCUGGAUAGAGCCCUUCACACCCCCAUGUACUUCUUCCUUGCCAUCCUCUCCUGCUCUGAGACUUGCUACACCUUCAUCAUUGUACCCAAGAUGCUGGUUGACCUGCUGGCCCAGAAGAAGACCAUUUCUUUCAUGGGUUGUGCCAUCCAAAUGUUUUCCUUCCUCUUCCUUGGCUGUUCUCACUCCUUCCUGCUGGCAGUCAUGGGUUAUGAUCGUUAUGUGGCCAUUUGUAACCCACUGCGCUACUCAGUGCUCAUGGGACAUGGGGUUUGUAUGGGACUAGUGGCUGCUGCCUGUGCCUGUGGCUUCACUGUUGCACAGAUCAUCACAUCCUUGGUAUUUUACCUGCCCUUUCAUUCCUCCAAUCAACUACAUCACUUCUUCUGUGACAUCUCUCCUGUCCUUAAGCUGGCAUCUUACCAUAACCACUUUAGUCAGAUUGUCAUCUUCAUGCUUUGUACACUGGUCCUGGCUAUCCCCUUAUUGUUGAUCUUGGUAUCCUACGUUUACAUUGUCUCUGCCAUACUUCAGUUUCCUUCCACAUUGGGUAGGUGCAAAGCUUUUUCCACCUGUGCAUCUCACCUCAUUAUUGUCACUGUCCACUAUGGCUGCGCCUCCUUUAUCUACUUAAGGCCUCAGUUCGACUACUUCUCAAGACAGGAUGCUCUAAUAUCAGUAUCCUACAUUAUUGUAACUCCAUUGUUCAACCCAAUAAUUUAUAGCUUGAGAAAUAAAGAGUUCAGAUCAGCCCUUUGUAGAAUUGUGAGAAGAACCAUUUCCCUGUCAUAACAUUAAUCGUGAUUCUGGCCAAGUGUAAUAUCUCAUACCUGUAAUCCCAGCAUUUUAGGAGCUGAGGUGAGCAGAUCACCUGAGGUCAGGAGUUCAAAACCAGCCUGGCCAACAUGGUGAAAUCCCAUCUCUACUAGAAAUACACAAAUUAGUCAGUGCUGUGAUGUGCUCCUGUAAUCUCAGCUACUCAGGAAGCUGAGGAAGGAGAAUUGCUGGAACCUGGGAGGCACUCCAGCCUGGGCAACAGAGUGAGGCUCCAUCUAAAAAAAAAAAAAAUCUUGUUUCUGCUCUUUCCAAACAGUAAAGCACAAGUUAUACAGGGGAAAACUCCCGGAACAUCAGUGAUCAAGCAAUUUAGCAUCAUGUACAGGAACAGAAAUCAUUUCCCCUCAUCUCCAAAUAUAAAAUUUAGAAAAACAACUGCUUGCCACAUUCACAUGAAUUGCUGCCUAUUGAAAUUUUUUUUCAAUUGAGUGGAAAAUAACAUGGCUCUUAUAGGAAAGCAUAUGUAUGUUCAGAAUUUUAGGCUCUUGUAAAUACUGUCACCCAAUCUCAGCCAGGCUGAAAACUAACCCUUCAAAAUGUGGCACAAGCCGGACUCUGUUGUAGGAAUUCAGAAAGCUUCUAUCUCUAGGAUUUUUCCAGAUGUUUUCUAAAUCUCAGUCUUCCAACAUAGUCAGAUCACAAUUGUUAAAAAAGUUAUCCAUUUCCAUGCUUUGAGUGUAUUAAUAAAAUACAAUUAUUUCUCAUUUUUAAUGUAGUGGCACACAUCUAAAUUUGGUGAGCAUACCUUGAAGAUAUUCACAGGCGAAUGGGUUAAAGAGAAGACCUAAAAAUCACCCAGAGUGACUAGGUAGGAAAGGCAAGUUAAAACUUAAGUCAGUUUCACUAUUCACCACGUGGAAACCUUUGCAUACAGAGCAAUCAGUCUGUUCUCCAUGCAGCUCAGGAGUUUGCAUGUACAUUUGAGACCAGAAGUUGAAUCUGAUGUUUUCAUUCUCUCUCCUUUCUGCAGGAGUGAUAGCAAACAGGAAUUUCCACAAUGGUGGUGCUUUCUCACAUUGUCUCUCUUUUCAAGAUCCAUUUAUCAAUAAAAGUCUCCUGAGUGAUUUA
This is a messenger RNA of Callithrix jacchus (white-tufted-ear marmoset), 2052 nucleotides long. It is a transcript of the gene OR10K2, whose product is annotated as olfactory receptor, family 10, subfamily K, member 2. Gene Ontology annotation, cellular component: membrane. Gene Ontology annotation, biological process: G protein-coupled receptor signaling pathway. NCBI's taxonomy places the organism in Eukaryota, Metazoa, Chordata, Mammalia, Primates, Cebidae. The record is from RefSeq and is a predicted model, not a curated record. Gene Ontology annotation, molecular function: olfactory receptor activity; G protein-coupled receptor activity.